Molecule: messenger RNA, 8205 nt
Organism: Archocentrus centrarchus (flier cichlid)
Lineage: Eukaryota; Metazoa; Chordata; Actinopteri; Cichliformes; Cichlidae
Product: mediator of RNA polymerase II transcription subunit 13-like
Exons: 30
Coding region: 828-7199 (2123 amino acids)
Biological process (GO): positive regulation of transcription by RNA polymerase II
Cellular component (GO): mediator complex
Molecular function (GO): transcription coactivator activity
Source: RefSeq, a predicted model, not a curated record
AGUUGUCCUCCUGGCCGCCAUUAAAGAAUUCAAUACAUGAACUGAAAUAAUGGAAAUCUGCAGGACCUAUGGAGCAGGCAGAGAAGACUAGCUGAUGAGUAGUCACGCUGUUUUGGGGGCGUUUCGUACCUUUUAAGGAUAGUUUUAAUAUGACGGAGCACCAUGGUGGUUUUGGUGAAACGGAGGGCGGCGUAGCUGGUUGUUUUAUUUAGCUGGCGAGCUAGCGUUGGAGCUCUGGUAUGUUAGCGUAUGUGCUAGCAGGCUAGGCUAGCUCAGGGGGAGGAGGGGCGAGUUCCUCCGCUUUGAAAUUGUUUCAGAGCAGCUAGCUGGCAUUAGCAUUAGCAUACUAGGGUCUAAGCUUUCGAGAUGAAGUUUUUCUUUUAGUUUUUGAGCUCAUGUUUUUAUUGCGCAUUUAACUUUCUCCAGGGUUGUUAUUUAAUGUUAAUCUUUCCUGGCCGUGUUAUCGUUGAUUAUUUUAAUGUUGAGGUGGUGUAGCAGCAAGCUUGCGGCUAACCAGAUCAGACAAUACAUUUCAAAUAGGAUUGAUGAAUCGUAUAGCGAGAAGCUUACAGUUGACGCGUUCUGGCUGUCUGACUAACGUUAGCUUAGCUGCCAGGCUAGUGGUGGUGGUGGUGGCUAGCGCCGGUUAGAAGUUGACUGUUUGGCUAGCGUCAGCUAGCUGGAGCUAGCAAGUUGUGGCCAGCGCUUUAACGGGAUAAUUAGAGCUGAACGUCGCUUCGCAAGCGAGUUACUCAGAUCGGCUGUUGCCCCCUCCCCGAAGGUGAUUGAGAAAAUGGACUUUAACGUUACAAUCACGCAGUGAAAGGAUGAGUUCGUGCUUUGUACCAAACGGGGCCAGUUUGGAGGACUGCCACUCCAACCUCUUCUGCCUGGCUGAUUUGACUGGAAUAAAAUGGAGGCGUUUUGUGUGGCAAGGACCCACCUCUUCGCCUAUCCUUUUUCCUGUGACUGAGGAGGACCCGAUCUUGUGCAGUUUCAGCCGGUGCUUGGCAGCAGAUGUGCUGAGUGUUUGGAGGAGGCACCACACCCCGGGUCGCAGAGAGCUCUGGCUUUUCUGGUGGGGUGAUGACCCCAGUUUUGCAGAGCUUAUCCACAAUGAGCUCUUAAGUGAAGAGGAUGGUGAAUGGGAAAGUGGCCUGUCCUACGAGUGUCGAACGCUUCUGUUCAAAGCCAUUCACAACCUGUUGGAGCGUUGUCUCAUGAACCGGGGCUUUGUUCGUAUAGGCAAGUGGUUUGUCAAGCCAUACCAAAAGGAGGAAAAGAUCAUUAAUAAAAGUGAGCAUCUUUCUUGUGCAUUCAACUUCUUCGUACAUGGGGACAGCAACGUAUGCACAAGUGUGGAGAUUGCGCAGCAUCAGCCUCUUCAGCGACUGAGCGAGGAGCACCUUAGCCUUGCACAGCAAAGCUCCAGCCCCUUGCAAGUCAUCCUGAGCCCUUAUGGCUUGAAUGGGACCCUCACUGGCCAAGCUUUCAAGAUGUCAGACCAUCCUACUCAGAAGCUCAUAGAAGAGUGGAGGCAGUUUUAUCCCAUCAGCCCCAAUCCCAAGGAGGUCCAGGAAGACAAGAUGGAAGAUACAGACUGGGAGGAUGACUCCCUGGCAGCUGUGGAGGUCCUUGUUGCGGGAGUAAGGAUGGUUUACCCUUCCUGCCUGGUGCUUCUCCCUCUGUCGGACCUCCCUACUGUGGUCCCUCAGGGCUCAGCCAAUGCCUCAGGAAGCCUGUGUGGUGCUCAGCAGGGCCAAGCUGCUCACAGAGAUCCUGCCAUGUCCUCUGUCACUCUGACUCCUCCAACGUCACCAGAGGAGGCUCAGACUGAUUAUCAGCCUGCCCAGAAGUGGCUUAAGUUGUCCUCUGCAUCCGAUGGCUACAGCUCUAACAACACUCUACAUGGUGGUAAAAUUCCUCGCAGGAUGGCCAGCCAUAUGGUGGAAUCUGUGUGGCAGGAAUAUAACCUAAACCAUACAGGGAACAAGAGUAAGUUUACUACAUUGACGAAUGGAACCUGUGAGGAGGAGACAGAAAAAACAGGAGUCUGGGAUUUUGUGGAGCCAACUCACAGGCUGCAUUGCAGUUGCUCAAGACAUAAGAAUCAGAAACAGCGAUCUAGCAGCACCUCAGGACACCCACCUUCAUCAGGACAGCCUCCCCAGCCAGCCCCCAAGCACAAGCUGGGUGAGAAGCUGGAGAAGGGGGAGAAGCAACAGAAGAGACCGCAGACACCUUUUCACCACCGCAAUUCUGUGAGCGAAGAGCAGUCCCUGGAGCCGCAGGCCCAGAGGCUUUGCCUACGAUCACAGGAAGAGGGCUCGUAUCCCAGCCUGCAUCAUGUGGACACAGUGCAGUCCAAAGCCCCUACACUGCACACGCAUGGCCCUCCUGCAGACCUUGUUGGAUCUCCGCCUCCCCCUCCUCUCAGCCCACAUCCAUGCGAUCAUGUAGAAGGUGACAUGACUCCAGGUGGCAUGAAGAACUCGUCCACACCCAUUCACCAACCAUUCUACCCACCAUCAGUGGAACCCUGUCAGAUGCCACCAAAGGGCUCAUCUGAGGAGCCUCAGAUGGAGAACAUGCCUAUGGCUUUGUCCUUUCCCUCAAACUACAAUGAAACCCUUGAACCCACUGUCUUUGUAGGUUCAGCCAUCAAUCCCAGUGAAGACUCCACCCAUAAUCCCUGGAAAUAUUUUCUCCUUCCUCAGAAGAAGGCCUACAACUUCCUGACACCUCAGCUACCUAUAGAUAAAAUACGAGAGGAUUCUGGGGGUGGUGGAGGAACUGAUAGUGUAGUCUCUGUCACAGAGUUAAUGUCAGGCUCCUCGCAUCCCCUGAAAGUGUCCCAAGAGCUGAUUAGGACAUACGCCCAGCGAAGAAACAGCCAUCUUGCCUCCACCUCAGGAGAUGAAGAACACAGUGAGGAGCCAGACCCUUACGCCUUUGUAGAGGGAGACGAGGAGUUCAGCUUUACUGAGAAGAAGGAUAAGCCAGGAGCUGAGAAGGAGGGAAACAAGAAACACAAGGUGGAUGAAGGAACUGGAACUUCUGCAGAUGAUGGUCAGGGUCCUUCAGGCAGUAAACCUUCAGCCUCGACCAGCCUCAUCCAUGAGAACGACUUGGCUGUGUCCUACAGUGACCUGGAUAAAAUCUUCAAUUCCGAUGAAGAUGAGCUAGCACCUAGAUCCAAAAGAGCUGGUGUUGGUACAGAUGACAAGUUUGGCUGUAAAGAAACUAAACCAACUACACUGGAUCCCCUGUCUUGCAUAAGUUCAGCAGACCUGCACCAGAUGUUUCCCACCCCGCCCUCCCUGGAGCAGCAGGGUUAUUCUCCCAUGAACUCUGGCAGCAAGGACAGCCUGGAAGCAGGGGCGGGCCUCACCCUGUUGGACGGCAGCCAACUUAACAACCACUUUAAGAUAGAGGUGGAGGAGGGUUUCUGCAGUCCUAAGCCAUCUGAAAUAAAGGACUUCUCAUUUGUGUACAAGCCAGAGACGUGUCAGUCGUUCAUCGGCUGUUCUAUGUACGCCCCUCUGAAGACUUUACCCAGCCAAUGUCUAUUGCCUAUCAAACUGCCAGAAGACUCUGUGUACACGCCGAGCUGGACCCUGGGCAAAAUGGACCUGAUACCCCCAGUGUCCAGUGCCAAUCUCCUCACUAAAGACAGUAAUGUCCCCAGUGUGGAGCCUGACUAUAGCCAAACCUACACCCCGCAGACCCACCCACCCUUCAUGUCCAGCAGUGCUCCCCCCAGCAACAGUGGCGCAGGUAUCCUACCAUCCCCAGCCACACCACGCUUCUCCGUGCCCACACCUCGUACCCCCCGCACUCCAAGGACUCCACGUGGCCCAUCCAGCGUCCAGGGCUCCCUCAAAUAUGACAGUUCUGACCUUUACUCUCCUGCCUCCACACCCUCCACUUGCCGACCCCUCAGCUCUGUUGAACCAGCAACCGUACCCUCAAUCCCUGAGGCUCACAGCCUCUACGUCACCCUAAUACUUUCUGAGUCAGUCAUGAACCUCUUCAAGGAUUGCAACUUUGACAGUUGUUGUGUGUGCGUCUGUAACAUGAACAUCCGAGGAGCAGAUGUAGGUGUAUACCUCAAGGACAAUGGCGAGGCCCAGUAUUCAUGCACUUGUGGUUUUAGCGCUGUCGCCAAUCGGCGCUUUGGCCAGUCAGCUGGGCUCUUUCUAGAGGAUGAACUAGAUGUGGUGGGACGGGGUUCAGAUGCCGCUCGAGACACUGAGCGGUGUUUUGAAGAGCUGCGAGCUUCUACAUCACACAAAGCUGGCAGCCUGAAGGAGAAGCCUCCAGAUGAGUUAAUCCUGUUGCUGCAGGACCAAUGCACCAAUCCAUUUGCCCCAAUGGCAGGCGUAGAGUACCCCAAACCAACUUCAGCUCCCAGUUCAUUCCUGAGGGUCGAAGAGAGAGAUUGUUAUAACGACUGCUACAUGGCACUGGAGCAUGGCAGGCAGUUCAUGGACAAUAUGUCAGGAGGCAAAGUUGAUGAAACACUAGUAAAAAGCACCUGUCUUCAUCAGUGGCCAAAACGCAAAUCAGCAGAUAUGAGCAAACUAUACUCUGUGGAUGUCCUCCGGGUGUUGCUGUCCCUCCAGCCUGUACUGCAGGACACCAUUCAGAAGAAAAGGAGUGUGCGCUCUUGGGGUGUUCAGGGACCACUUACUUGGCAGCAGUUCCACAAAAUGGCUGGGAGGGGAUCAUAUGGUACUGAUGAGUCUCCUGAGCCUCUGCCCAUCCCGACCUUUCUGGUUGGUUACGAAUCUGAUUUUGUAGUACUGUCUCCUUUUGGGUUGCCCUACUGGGAGAAGCUUCUCCUGGAUCCUUUUGGUUCCCAGAGAGAUGUGGGAUAUGUUGUCAUCUGCCCAGAUAAUGAGGCUCUGCUCUGUGGGGCCAAGACCUUUUUCAAAGAUCUAAGUGCUAUGUAUGAGGCAUGCCAGCUGGGGCAACACAGGCCCAUCUGCAAGAGUCACCCAGAGGGCAUAUUGAAGGUUGGCACCAGAGAAGGCAGGAGCAUGACAGAGCAGCCCCUUAGUGACUGGUUUGUUAAGAUGGCCGCCAGAGAAGGAAACAAUGAAGCCUUUAAUAAGCUCAAGCUCUUUGCUCAAGUGUGCUGCUAUGAUCUAGCUCCAUACCUGUCAGAUCAGUCUUUGGAUAGCUCCCUUUUGUCCCAGCGGAACCCUACCACAGUAGUGUCCUCCUCCCAGACUUCCAGCUCUUCCAGCACCUCAUCGGGGCUCCAGAGCACCAACACUACCUGCUCCAGCACCAGCUCUGCCCAGCCUGUCCAGGUCAAUAGUACCCCUCCCUCUUCCUCCUCAGGCUCACAGACUAUCGGGGGAAUGACCUCAGCCAAGCCAAGUUCUUUCUCGCCAUUUGGGACAGCAAGCUUGCAGGGUGGCACUUCUCAAAAUGGACCCCAGUCAAACUCGCAGGGCGCAGGGGGCCUGGCUGAAAACGGACCAUCUGCCAACCAGUCUCAAGGGCCCACUGAAAGCCCAGAGAGCACAAUGGAGAGAGAAAAAGUGGGUAAGCCAACAGACGGAGAGUCUCAUGCUGUAUCUUACCCGCCUGCUAUAGUCGUGUACAUUGUUGACCCCUUCAGCUAUGAAGACUCAGACAAAGAGGUCCAUUCAAGUACCUACACGAUGGGCCUGCUGCGCUGCUACAUGGAGAUGCUCCACUUCUUGCCUGCUUGCAUCAGAAACGCUGUCUCAGUGCAGAUUGUUCCCUGCCAGUAUCUGCUACAGCCGGUGCACAGUGGGGGACGCCACGUCUACAGCCAGCACCUCAAGUCCCUGGCUUUCUCUGUGUUCACUCAGUGCCGUCGGCCUCUUCCCAACUCUACUAACUUCAAGGCUCUGACGGGCUUUGGCCCUGGUCUUGCAAUCGACAUGGCACUUAAGAACCCAGAGAGGCCCGAGUGUCUGCGCCUGUAUACGCCACCCUUCAUUUUGGCUCCCGUGAAAGACAAACAGACCGAGCUCGGGGAGACAUUUGGUGAGGCAUCGCAGAAGUACAACGUCCUGUUUGUCGGCUACUGUCUGUCCCAUGACCAGCGGUGGUUGCUGGCCUCCUGCACGGACCAACAUGGAGAACUGCUGGAGACCUGCAUCAUUAGCAUCGACGUACCCAACAGGGCUCGCAGGAAAAAGGGCUCAGCCCGACGGCUGGGUCUGCAGAAGCUGUGGGAGUGGUGCCUUGGCCUGGUGCAGCUGACAUCACUGCCAUGGAGGGUUGUAAUUGGGCGCCUUGGAAGGAUGGGCCACGGCGAGCUAAGAGACUGGAGUAUUCUGUUGAGCAGGAGGAACUUGCAGUCCCUCAGUAAGCGAUUGAAGGAGACGUGUAGGAUGUGCGGCAUCUCUGCCGCUGACACUCCCAGCAUCCUUAGCGCCUGCUUGGUUGCCAUGGAGCCUCAGGGUUCCUUUGUCAUUAUGCCAGACUCUGUGUCGACAGGUUCAGUGUUUGGUCGAAGCACCACACUAAACAUGCAAACAUCGCAGCUGAGCACCCCUCAGGACACGUCCUGCACACACAUACUGGUAUUCCCCACCUCAGCCAUGGUGCAGGUCAACACUAAUACUUCAGAGCCCAUCGACAUCGAUACAUUUAACCCCAUAAAUCCUGAUGGAUCAGAUGGAAUGAGCCUUUUAGAGUUUUUUGAUCAAGACAUCGUGGAUCCAGACUUCAUCAACAUUCUGCCCAACUCCCCCACAACCUCCCCUGUUCACUCCCCGGGCUCCCACUAUCACCAGGGGGGAGAUGGAAGCAAGGGUCAGAGUACAGAUCGGAUGGAGUCCCAUGAGGAGGCGCUUAACAUCUUGCAGCAGCCAAUGGCUUUGGGUUACUUUGUCUCUACAGCAAAGGCUGGACCGCUGCCUGACUGGUUCUGGUCAGCCUGCCCUCAAGCCAAGAACCAGUGCCCACUCUUUCUCAAGGCCUCUCUUCACCUGCACGUGUCUUCUGUCCAGUCAGAUGAGCUUCUGCACAGUAAACACUCUCACCCCCUGGACUCUAGCCACACCUCUGAUGUGCUCAGAUUUGUUCUAGAGCAAUAUAACGCCCUCUCCUGGCUGACGUGUGACCCUGCCACCCAGGACCGGCGCUCCUGUCUGCCUGUUCACUUUGUGGUGCUCACCCAGAUGUACAACUUUAUCAUGAACAUGCUCUGAACUCUAACAGGAUCAAACUGCUGAGAUUUGAUUGGAGGGAUCGCUCAGACAUGUUAUGGAUUUCCUGCUACAAAGACUCUCCGACACUCGAAAGGACCUCACACUCCAUCAGGGCAAAUGUGGACGAAGCACCCUCCUCUUCCUCCUCCUCCUGGUGUAUCUCUCAGAACUCUAACUGGAAGUUUCCAAUCAAUCAAUCAGAUGCCAAGAAUCCAUUUUAUCACUUUGGAUGAUCAAGGGACGUUUCAUAAAGGAGAAUGUCUUUUUAAUGACUGUAGAUUGCGAUCUAUGAAAUUUUAUCUUAAUGAAAUGCCUGCAUAUAUUAUUUAUUGUAAGUUUUUAAAUGUGGAAUUUUUAAUGCUUAAUAUCUUUUAUAUAUUACAAAUCCUAGAGGGUGUGUACAUCUCACUGUACAGGAAUUGGUUUAAAAAGUGUAAUUUUUCUCAAAUACAACACGAAAAACCUGUUCAAGUGAAUUUGCUGUAGAUUGCUUUUAGAAUAUUAUUUUUUCAAAGGGUACAGACCUUUCUAUUGCCAUGCUGUAAAAAUGAAGUAAAAGCUGGCCUGGGCAUUUGUGUCCCACCCAAUGAGUGGAUGAGACUUACCUCUCUGUCUACUUUGGCUCCAGAGUCUCUUGCACAGUAACUCAGUGAGCUCUGAAGAGGAAUUAAAAAAGGUACAUUGUCAGAUUAUAUAUUUUAUAUAACAGAUUUAGGUAACUGUGUGUGUAUAUGUGUACAUAGUAAUUGUGUGCCGCUACUGAUGGUGCAGCUUCUGUUUUAGGAAUAAAGUGUCUACCUUACUGCCUUCAUUCCUCUUGACUUUAUACGACAGCUGAGAGUUGUGUGAAAAGUACAUCCUGAUUGGGCGCCAGGGUGGCUCAGGGUGUGAGCAGGCGACCACGAAUGCCGCUCGGCGAUGGAGUCCCGACCAUUCGCUGCGUGUUCUCCCCGACUCUUCUCCCCCACCUUCCUGUCUCACUUCACUGUACAUCUGUCAAAGGCAA